Messenger RNA from Conger conger (European conger), 973 nucleotides. Its product is annotated as protein BEAN1-like. The transcript has 4 exons. The coding region runs from base 16 to 750 and encodes 244 amino acids. The record is from RefSeq and is a predicted model, not a curated record. NCBI's taxonomy places the organism in Eukaryota, Metazoa, Chordata, Actinopteri, Anguilliformes, Congridae.
UGUGGAAGGGAGUACAUGUUGAUGAAAUUGAUCUGCUCAGUGAGCUCGAACCAGAGCAGGCUGGCCCAUGAGUACUCAGACUGUCGUGACAGGGGCAGCGAGGCCAGCCUGCUCGUGUCACCGCUGGUGGUGGCGGGCAUCGUCAUUGGGCUCGUGCUCUUCCUCUCCUGCGUCACCAUCAUCGUGGGAAGCCUCCGUAAGGACGGGCGUCUGCACAACCCGCAUCUACGCUCCAGUUACGCUCCUGACGGGUUCUCCUAUGGAGGGUCUAUUGGAGAGCUGAGGUCUCCGUGUAUUGAAGAUUUACCUCCUGUGUUCGAUUUCGACUCUUAUAUGGAAACUCUGUCCCAAGUCAACGUGAUGUACCCUGACGCCCCACCCCAUUAUGAAGAAUGCGUGGGGCCUGGUGCAACACAGAUGUACAUCCCCACUGAUGACCCCCCUCCAUACUCUCUCACGGACCCAUGCCAGGGAAGGGACACCCAGGCAAUGCACAACUGUUUGGAGAUUGAGGUUUCAGAUGGGGCGACGGGAAGGCUGCAUACAGUAGCCUCCAUCUCCCUGACAGCCCUCUCUACGGAGGAUGCGCCCCCUUACGAGGCUGUGGUGGGUGGCCAAGGCCAGGCCAUCCCCCUGAUUCCCACGAACCUGCAGAUGAAACAUGCCUCUGCGGACACCAGCACCCACCAGCCCAUCUCACACAGUAACCUUUUGGCCAGAGCCAGUUCAUCACCUGGAAUACAACAGUAACCUACAGAGCCUAUUUGUUUUUGAAAGGGGUACAUUUAUUGUACAUGGCAAUUGCCACAAUGUCUGUAAAGACAUGAAAAUCAAACAAGGAGUUGCGCAACAUGAACCUUAAUAAUGUUCUGAAACCUCCAGCAUCUCCGGUUUUAUCUGUACACCUGCCCUCUGCAUCAUGAGGCAUUCACCACACUGCCCAGCCCCGCCCACUCUUCCUUCAUCUCAUGGA